Impatiens glandulifera is the source of this 1516-nucleotide messenger RNA. Its product is annotated as CMP-sialic acid transporter 1-like. The record is from RefSeq and is a predicted model, not a curated record. The coding region runs from base 133 to 1143 and encodes 336 amino acids. Gene Ontology annotation, biological process: pyrimidine nucleotide-sugar transmembrane transport. Gene Ontology annotation, molecular function: pyrimidine nucleotide-sugar transmembrane transporter activity. Gene Ontology annotation, cellular component: Golgi membrane. The transcript is spliced from 8 exons. NCBI's taxonomy places the organism in Eukaryota, Viridiplantae, Streptophyta, Magnoliopsida, Ericales, Balsaminaceae.
GGUUAGAGAGAAGAUAUUGAACGAAUUCGAAGGGCUUUAGUCUAGAGAGAUGAUAGUGAUUUAUGUUUUUACUGGCUAGGUUAACCAUUUGAAUCCGAUCACUUGGGAUUGAUUGAGAGGAAUCCGAAGAAGAUGCGGUGGUACUUCGUUGCCGCACUUCUCACUGUACUAACUAGUUCUCAGGGAAUUCUUACAACACUUUCACAAAGUAAUGGAGGUUACAAGUAUGAUUACGCAACCGUUCCAUUUCUUGCUGAACUUUUCAAGCUUGCAGUUUCUGGUUUGCUUCUUUGGAAGGAGUUACAAGGACCAUCUGUCACGAGUAUGACAACAGAAUGGAAGACCAUCCGCUUAUAUCCCAUUCCUUCAAUAAUAUAUCUGAUACAUAACAAUGUUCAGUUUGCUACACUGACUUAUGUGGAUACAUCAACAUAUCAGAUAAUGGGAAAUCUCAAGAUUGUUACCACUGGCAUAUUGUUCAGGCUAUUCCUCGGGAGGAAAUUAUCACAUCUGCAGUGGAUGGCAAUUGUUCUAUUGGCUAUUGGAACAACCACUAGCCAGAUAAAAGGAUGUGGGGAGUCUUCAUGUAACUCUGUCUUUUCAGCACCUAUACAGGGUUAUAUGUUUGGUGUCCUAUCUGCUUGUCUAUCAGCACUGGCAGGAGUUUAUACAGAGUUUCUGAUGAAGAAGAACAAUGACAGUUUGUACUGGCAAAAUGUACAACUCUAUACGUUUGGUGUGAUUUUCAACAUGGGAAAACUUAUUUUAGACGAUGUAAGAGGUGGGCUUGAAAAUGGACCUUGGUGGCAACGCCUUUUCAAUGGCUACAGUAUUACAACAUGGAUGGUGGUAUUAAAUUUAGGAUCUACUGGAUUGUUGGUCUCUUGGCUGAUGAAAUAUGCUGACAACAUUGUAAAGGUAUAUUCAACAUCUAUGGCAAUGCUGCUGACGAUGGUUUUCUCCAUAUAUCUCUUCAACUUCAAGCCAACAUUACAGCUUUUCCUUGGUAUUAUGAUAUGCAUGAUGUCUCUCCAUAUGUAUUUUGCUCCUCCAAAUACUCUCAUGGGUUUACCACCUUCUUCAGAGAAACCAAAUUCUGAUGGUCUAAAAGAAAUUAACAUUGAAAGAAGGGCCAACUCUUGAUGCGAUAAUGUUUUUUUUUAUUUUUUUGUGAUUUACUUUGCGGAAAAUUGUUAUGACAAGAAACGGGGGGUCGCGAUGUCUGUCUCUCGCCUACGUGGGUAAAUUGGCAUCACAAAUGAAGAGACAGCAGCUGUUUAGAAAUGGCUAUUGAGAGUCACGAAGUUGUCUCAUGAUGAUAUUAAAUGCUAUGAUGAAUAAUUGAAUUCAAUAUGGUGGUCUAGAUUCAUUUGGGGUAGGGUAUACUCUUACAGUAGUAGGUUUAUUGUCUUACAUUUACUGUGCCCUUAUUUUCAUUCCAGUUUUAACUUGAAUGUUCUAGCCCUUUGAAAUGGGGGCGUUUUUAGUGUUGAUUUAUUUGAGCUUGUUUGAUUGA